Molecule: messenger RNA, 1122 nt
Organism: Colletotrichum chrysophilum
Lineage: Eukaryota; Fungi; Ascomycota; Sordariomycetes; Glomerellales; Glomerellaceae
Exons: 5
Coding region: 1-1122 (373 amino acids)
Source: RefSeq, a predicted model, not a curated record
AUGGCUGCCGAAGCGAGCGGCCUCACGGCCAGCUUGAUCGCGAUAUCGGAGCUAUGCGUGAAAAGCAUCGCCUUGUACCGGACAGUCAAGGAUGCCACCAAGGACAGAGCCCGACUGGCGGCAGAAAUUCAGUUCUGCAAAGCCCUCAUUGACGAACUCCAGAAUGCCUCCGCGGAUGAUGUAUGGAAGGCGACGAUGGAGGUCCUGGUGGGGGAUGGAGGACCUCUGAAGCUAUUGGAGGAGACUCUGCUUUCUCUCCAUCAGAAGCUGACUCCGAGAGAGGCUAGUCCGAGCAAGGGGUUUCGUCACGGCCUGAACGUCUUGAAGUGGCCUUUCGAGGAGAAGGAAAUCAAGAAAAUUCUCGACAUGAUCGAACGUCAAAAGGCAUCGUUGUCGCUGGCCUUGGACAACAACAGCAGGAUUUGGCAAGAUAGGGUAGCGUCCGAAGUUGGAAACAACACGGAAAGUCUCAAAGAACUCAAAGGUCUCUGCGGGACUUUGUGUCAGGAGAUCGACACGGGAGCUGGCAAAUCAGUGAUUGCCGCAAUUGUCUUUGACUACUUGAACAACACCUUUUCUCAAUCAAACCCGAACAUGAGCGUGGCAGUCUUGUAUUGCGAUCAUCAACUUCAGGCAGACCAGACAUUGGAUGAGCUCGAGCGAAGUAUCUUUCAUCAAGCCUCGGUCGACUAUCUGACAUUUCCCGAGGAGCUGCGCCAGCUUCACAGAGACACAAGGAAAGGAUUCUCGCCUUCACUUGAGAAGCUGCGCUCAGCUGUGAGAUUGACAUCUGGGAUGUCUCGUACACCUUUUGUAGUCCUGGAUGCCCUGGAUGAAGCGAACGAGAGGGUACAAGACCUGAUCGUUGACAGAAUCUCGAACCUGCCCUUCAAAGACAUCCGUCUCUUCUGCACCUCUAGAAGCCUACCGAAGUUCAGGCAUAUGUUUGCAACGACGGACGAAAUCGAGAUUGCUGCGUUCGACGACAUCUCAAUCUUCGUGCGGAAACAAAUGGGUCUCCAGAGUCGGUUGCGCACAAUCAUUGGCUCGGACUCCGGGCUCGAGAAGUGCUUAGUCGAGAAGGUCAUUGGAAAGGCCAACGGAAGACUAUUUGCGGGUUAA